GCAAUUCAAAUCAGAAAAAAAAAUGAAUGGGUAAAAAUUAGCGAAUUUCAUGGGAGUAAAAUAGGCGAUCAUUUCGAAUAUUUCAUAACAGAAACCAAAACAAAGAGAAAGAAAGAGACGAUCAAAACAAUAUUUGGAUCUGAUUAUUCCAUUAUCCAUACCUCGAUCAAACAAUGGGGGAAUCACCAGAAAUUGAGAAGCGUCAACGUGGAAAUGACAAACACUCUUCUUCUUCUUCUUCUUCCUCUUCCUCUUCAGAUUCUGAUUCUGAGAUUGAUGCCCACGCUAAAAUGCAUUCUGCUCGCAAGAACCGCCUCUUCGGCCGCCAGAAGCCUCUCCAUUUGGUCCUUGGAGGCGGGAAAUAUGCUGAUGUAAUGCUGUGGAGGAACAAGCAAGCUUCAGCCUCUGUAUUUUCUGCAGCCACCGUUAUAUGGCUUCUGUUUGAGUGUGUGGGUUACCAUUUGCUUACUUUUAUUUGCCAUUCUCUCAUUCUCGCUUUUGCACUGCUCUUUCUUUGGUCAAAUUUAGCCUCCUUCGCCAAUAUGUCACCUCCAGAAUUCCCCAAAAUUACUGUGCCAGAAGAACUGUUUGUUACUAUUCUUCUUGGGCUCAGAAGUGAACUUAACAUGGCAAUUACAACCCUUAGAAAUAUAGCAUCUGGAAAGGAUUUGAAGAAAUUUUUAUCGGUGAUUGGUGUGUUGUGGAUCAUAUCUAUUGUUGGAAACUGGUUCAGUUUUUUGACCCUCUUUUACUUGGUGUUUGUGAUGCUGUUGACACUGCCAAUGCUAUAUGAGAAGCAUGAAGAUGAUGUUGAUACAUAUGCGGAGAAGGCAUGGAUUGAAAUAAAAAAGCAGUAUGCUGUGUUGGAUGAAAAGUUUAUCCAAAAACUUCCAAUACUGACUCAGAAAGAUCACAAGCAUUAAUAAGAAGAACAAGUUGAAGCACAAUUAGAUUAGUAGAUCUCUAUCCGUUUUACAAUCUGUAAGAGAUCAAUUUAGAUAUUCAUGGAAGAGUAAUUUGCAAAGACUAGUACCAUCCCACUAUCAUCUAUGUAAGAAGCAGAUGUUAAUGCCUACUAAGAGUAAUUUAAGAAGAUGCACUGUUUCUUCUUCC
Molecule: messenger RNA, 1113 nt
Organism: Jatropha curcas
Lineage: Eukaryota; Viridiplantae; Streptophyta; Magnoliopsida; Malpighiales; Euphorbiaceae
Product: reticulon-like protein B5
Biological process (GO): response to bacterium
Source: RefSeq, a predicted model, not a curated record